GUUCGAAUUGACGAGCAGCAAUGGUUGCAGAGCCUUGGAUUGUGAAAAUGGGGAACCAGGUUAGCGCUAAUCUCAAGCAAGUCCUUCUCGAACCUUCAAAGAAUAAGAGCAAUACUAAGCAAACAAUCGGUAUUCUCUCUUUUGAAGUUGCUAAUGUAAUGUCCAAAACGAUUUACCUUCAUAAAUCCCUGUCUGAUUCGGCCAUUUCGAAGCUCAAGAACGACAUCUUGAGCUCUGAUGGAGUUAGAAAUCUCGUGUCCUUUGAUGAGGUUCAUCUUCUCGAGCUUGUAGUUGCAGAGAAGCUCGAGGAUUUGAACCGAGUGGCUCAUGUGGUUUCUAGGCUUGGGAAGAAGUGUUCUCAACCUGCGUUACAGGGUUUUGAACAUGUGUAUUUGGAUAUCAUUAAUGGAGUUAUAAAUGUGAAGGAAUUGGGGUUUUUGGUUAAGGAUAUGGAAGGGAUGAUGAAGAAAAUGGAGAGGUUUGUGAAUGCUACGGCCAAUUUGUACACUGAAAUGGAGGUUUUGAAUGAAUUGGAACAGGCUGCUAAGAAGUUUCAGAAUAAUCAACAUGAAGAGAGUAGAAAAGCUUAUGAACAGAAGCUUAUAUGGCAGAAACAAGACGUGGGGCAUCUCAAAGAGAUUUCUCUUUGGAGCCAAACAUUUGAUAAGGUUGUUGAAUUGCUAGCUAGAACUGUUUGUACUGUUUAUGCAAGGAUUCAUUUGGUAUUUGGAGACUCUUUUCUCAAGAAGGAUGUUGAGAUUGGUUCAGAGUCAUUGGAAUCGAAGCGUGUGUCACGCCCUGGACCGAGACGAGGGUCGAGUUUCAAGUCUCAAAUUAGCACAAGAAGAGGCGAGGUUCCGUUGUUUACACCUGAUGACUUCAAUUUCCCUUGCGGAACCAAUCCCGGGAGGCUUUUGAUGGAUUGUCUCAGUUUGAGUAGUUCAGUUUCCAAGAUGGAUGAGGAGGAGGACGAGAACGGUUAUGAUGAUCGGAGCUGUCGAAUCUCCGGUUGUAGCAUUAGGAAUAGUGGCUCGAGUCAUUUCGGUUCGUUCAGUCAGGUGCAGUUCUCUGUUCCAUUUGGGGUAGAGCAAAGACAAGCCAAAAGUGUGAUGUCUAACAAUGGAGGAAGUUUUGGAUUCAAGAGCAGGUUACCUAUGUAUGCACCGGUUUCGACCGUCGGUGGCUCGGCUCUUGCUUUGCAUUAUGCAAAUAUCAUUAUUGUCAUAGAAAAGUUGCUUCGUUAUCCUCAUUUAGUCGGAGACGAAGCUCGGGACGAUUUGUAUCAAAUGCUACCAACGAGUUUAAGAACAUCCCUGAAUAAACAUCUGAAGUCCUAUGUUAAGAGCCUAGCCAUAUAUGAUGCUCCUCUUGCGCACGAUUGGAAGGAGACACUCGACGGGAUCUUGAGCUGGCUUGCUCCAUUGGCACACAACAUGAUUCGAUGGCAAAGCGAGCGCAAUUUCGAACAACAUCAGAUUGUGACACGGACUAACGUUUUGCUUAUCCAAACUAUAUACUUCGCUGAUUGCAAGAAAACCGAGGACGCCAUAUGUGAGCUUCUUGUUGGAUUGAAUUACAUUUGUCGUUACGAGCAUCAGCAAAAUGCAUUGCUGGAUUGCGCGAGUAGUUUCGACUUCGAAGAUUGUAUGGAGUGGCAGUUGCAAUGUAAAGCUUCAUAUCUUAGUUGAAGACAUUGUUUCCCUUAUGAAACAAUGCAUCUUGUGAAUACUGAGCAGCUUUAGCACACUGAAAGAAUUUGUCUGAUGGGGACUUCAUUUCGUCACUGUUUGCUGUUGAGAGGUGGAAAAUUCCUGUUUUUCUGCAUGAAGCGAUCAGGCUGCAUUAGGGAAUUUGGUGCUCAAACUCCUGUUCAUAGAUCUACUGUUAGUUUCUCUCCCCAUUUCCAACCCGACCUGACCCGACCGGUGAUUCGUUCUUUUAUUUUAAAUGUUUUUGGUGGUUGUAAUUUAAAUAUAGAACUGUAGCUUGAUGUAUUUAAAUCACAACCAUAUCUAUAUAUUGCCAAAUCAAUGGAUGAAAUAUAUUUCUUACC
Messenger RNA from Cucurbita pepo subsp. pepo (vegetable marrow), 2053 nucleotides. Lineage: Eukaryota; Viridiplantae; Streptophyta; Magnoliopsida; Cucurbitales; Cucurbitaceae. The record is from RefSeq and is a predicted model, not a curated record.